AUGUCCUGCACAACAAAAAUCCCUCGAGGGGAUGUCAUAGUUCCAUUAAACUUCUAUGAAGCUCCAGCCAAUGGCUCCGAGCCUUACUUCGUCGUUAGCAGAGAAGACGGCAUUGCACCAAAAUUCAACUUUUCAGACAAUAGCGUAGAUGUCAUUAUAUCUGAUAUCCGCGACUCUGAAAACACUUUCAGCCUAGACCGUGACGCAUUCCAAAUUGUAACAGAUGCGUCCCCGCCAUCUGAGGGAAUAGACUUCACGGAUGAUGAGUCUAUCAGGGUGAAUUACUAUCCAGAGGUCCAACAAUUGAUCUCGGAAAGACUGCCAGGUGAUCUCCAGAUCUUCAUUUAUGACCACACUGUGCGCCACCAAGUUGAGGGAGGAGCGCAGCAUCGACCUUUGACUAGGGUCCAUAUCGAUCACACGACCAACAAUGCUAUUCAACGUGUACGACAAUUCUUUCCCACAGAGGCAGACCGCCUCCUGAAAGGCCGCUACCGGAUUGUCAACGUGUGGCGACCAUUAAACAAAAAGCCACUAGAGUCAUAUCCACUCGCCUUUGCAUCCGCCUCGACAUUCGAUAACGCCGAUGUGGUACCCAUACAACAUCGGUACAUGGAUGGAAGCUUAGUCAGAGAAGCAGGCCUCAUAAAACACAGGUCUAGCCAAGCCUGGUACUACCUCAGCGGCAUGACAGACCGCGAGAGAAUACUACUCAAGUGCUUUGAUAGCGAUUCAUUGGAAGGAGGCUCCGGAACUGCUUGUAAAACCCCACAUACUGCAUUUAGGGACCCGAGGACUCAAGAAAAUGCUGAAGGGCGAUUCAGUAUUGAGGUACGCGGCAUGGUAUUUGGCGGAUGA
This is a messenger RNA of Fusarium subglutinans, 858 nucleotides long. Its product is annotated as 7alpha-cephem-methoxylase P8 chain. The transcript has a single exon. The record is from RefSeq and is a predicted model, not a curated record. NCBI's taxonomy places the organism in Eukaryota, Fungi, Ascomycota, Sordariomycetes, Hypocreales, Nectriaceae. Gene Ontology annotation, molecular function: oxidoreductase activity. Bases 1 to 858 code for a protein of 285 amino acids.